Molecule: messenger RNA, 744 nt
Organism: Prosopis cineraria
Lineage: Eukaryota; Viridiplantae; Streptophyta; Magnoliopsida; Fabales; Fabaceae
Product: transcription factor PRE3-like
Exons: 2
Coding region: 217-495 (92 amino acids)
Biological process (GO): regulation of growth; regulation of DNA-templated transcription
Molecular function (GO): protein dimerization activity
Source: RefSeq, a predicted model, not a curated record
UAUAUGGCGUAUCUCUAGAACCCUGAUUCUUCUCUCUCCUAAACCCCUCUUUAAAUAUAACCCUCUUCUUUCUUCCAUGCACUGUCUUUCCUCUCUCUCUCUCUCUCUCUCUCUCUCUAAUCCCACACAAACAAGUAACUUCUCUAUAACUUGGUCGCUCAGGCCUCUCCCUAAUUCUCAGUAGAUAGUAGUGUCGCGUUUUGAUUAAUAUUUAAGAUGUCUAGCAGAAGAUCAAGGUCCAGACAAUCCAGCGGUUCCCGGAACAUCACCGACGAUCAGAUCAAUGACCUUGUUUCGAAGUUGCAACAGCUUCUUCCUGAGAUUCGCGAUAGGCGUUCUGAUAAGGUUUCAGCGGCGAAGGUGUUGCAGGAGACGUGUAAUUACAUCAGAAGCUUACACAGGGAAGUGGACGAUCUAAGUGAACGUUUAUCUGAGCUCUUAGCUACAACUGAUAGUGCACAAGCUGCCAUUAUUAGAAGCUUACUUAUGCAAUAAACCUCUUCUUCUUUCUUAAUCUAUUUUCUUAGUUUAUUUAAUUAAGUGCCUCUUAAUUCCACUUAAUUAUGAGGAGAGUACGUACCUGUUUUCUUCUCCUUAAUAAUUGAGUUCGUUUUUCUCCAGUUUUUGUGCACUAGUACUAGCUAGCUAGGGUUUGUGUACUAGAUAUAUAUGCAUCAUCAAUCGUAACUUCUUUUAUUCUAAACCCUUCUCUUCAGAUCUUGAAUAAAAGCUCUUCUUCCCGAU